AUGAGGAGUUUGGUGGUGCUAGGGCUUAUUGCCUUCGUGGCUCUCGCCUCCGCUAAGGACCUUCGGGAGCAGCAAUCUGAUCUCGAACCAGCUGCGUCCCACCACGGAGGAAAAUGGGACAAGGGAGGCGGCCACGAGCACCAUGGUCAUCACCACCACGACCACGGCCACCAUGACCACAAAGGACACAAGGGACACCACGAACACCACCACGGUCAUAAAGGACACCACCACCAUGAAGGCCACAAGGGCCAUCACGGUGAACACGGCGGCCACAAGAAACACCAUCACCACGACGAUGGCUACCACCACCACCAUGAUCACGGCGAGAAAGGCCACCACGGGCACGGUCAUGAGGAGCACGGCCACUUCCACAAGGGUCACGACACGAAGGGACACCAUGAAGUCGACAAGCAUGAUGAGUUCAAGAAGGACAAGCACUUCCACCACCAUCACGGCGAGAAAGGUUUCCAUGAGCAUCACGGUGGUCAUCACCACGAAGGCGGUCACAAGAAGGGAGGCCACCACCACCACGGACACAAGCACGGCGGUCAUCAUGAGCAUCACCAUGGCAAGAAGGGUCAUCACCAUAAGGGAGGUCACCACCACCACCACAAGGGACACCAUGACGAGGGUGGUCACCACGACCACUGGCAUCACCACCACGACCAUGGCAAGAAGGGAGGUCAUGAGGACCAUAAGCACUGGGGACACAAGAAAGGUCACUAA
Messenger RNA from Ostrinia furnacalis (Asian corn borer), 729 nucleotides. Its product is annotated as histidine-rich glycoprotein-like. The record is from RefSeq and is a predicted model, not a curated record. Lineage: Eukaryota; Metazoa; Arthropoda; Insecta; Lepidoptera; Crambidae. The transcript has a single exon. Bases 1 to 729 code for a protein of 242 amino acids.